This is a messenger RNA of Anoplopoma fimbria (sablefish), 1431 nucleotides long. It is a transcript of the gene camkk1b, whose product is annotated as calcium/calmodulin-dependent protein kinase kinase 1, alpha b. Gene Ontology annotation, molecular function: ATP binding; protein kinase activity. The transcript has 16 exons. The record is from RefSeq and is a predicted model, not a curated record. Gene Ontology annotation, biological process: protein phosphorylation; activation of protein kinase activity; CAMKK-AMPK signaling cascade. Bases 1 to 1431 code for a protein of 476 amino acids. Lineage: Eukaryota; Metazoa; Chordata; Actinopteri; Perciformes; Anoplopomatidae.
AUGAGCGACGACAGAGUCUGCAGGACAGAGCUGGACUCGGAGCACCAGGGCGAGCUGGCCGACUUGGUGGCAGCCAUGAACGUGGCCGCCGACGGCACAACCACACCCAAUGGCUACAGGCCCGGUGCUCCGAGGGCCAGCAAACUCUCAGACAGGAAGAUGUCACUGCAGGAGAGAGGGAGCCGCAUGGCCCGACAGCGCACCAUCGAGACCAAACGUGUGUCCAUCACAGAUGCUGAUGAUUGUGUCCAGCUCAACCAGUAUAAAUUGAAGAAAGAGAUUGGAAAGGGUUCAUACGGAGUGGUAAAAUUAGCAUAUAAUGAAGAUUCUGAGCAGUAUUAUGCAAUGAAAGUGGUUUCAAAGAAAAGGCUGAUGAAGCAGUUUGGAUUUCUGCGCCGCCUGCCUCCUCAAGGAUCAAACGCUGUGUUUCCUCUGGAGAAAGUGUACAAGGAGAUCGCCAUUCUGAAGAAACUGGACCAUCAUAAUGUUGUUAAACUGGUGGAGGUGCUUGAUGAUCCUGCUGAAGAUGGACUUCAUAUGGCCUUCGAUUUGAUGACAAAGGGCCCGGUGAUGGAGGUGCCUACAGACGACCCUUUCACAGAGGACCAGGCUCGCUUUUACUUCAGAGAUAUCAUCCUGGGAAUAGAGUACUUGCACUACCACAAGAUCAUCCAUAGGGACAUCAAACCCUCCAACCUGCUGCUUGGGGACGACGGUCACGUCAAGAUUGCAGACUUUGGCGUGAGCAAUGAGUUUGAGGGGACGGACGCCCUCCUGUCGAGCACGGCGGGGACGCCGGCCUUCAUGGCCCCGGAGAUGAUUACCGAACACGAGCACAGCUUCAGCGGGAAGGCAUUAGAUAUAUGGGCGAUGGGAGUCACACUCUACUGUUUUGUCUUUGGGAAGUGCCCUUUUUAUGACAAAUACAUUGUCUCUCUGCACAACAAGAUCAAGAACAAGCCUGUGGAGUUUCCAGAGACACCAUUAAUAAGUUAUGAAUUGAAGGAGCUCAUUGAGAGGAUGCUGGAUAAGAACCCUGAAACACGAAUCACCAUUCCUGAGAUUAAGCUCCAUACGUGGGUGACAGAGAACGGCUCCAACCCUCUUCCUCUGGAGGAGGAGCACUGCAGGGAGGUGGAGGUCACUGAGGAGGAGGUGCAGAACAGCGUCAAACUCAUCCCUAGUCUUUCCGCUGUGAUCCUUGUGAAGACUAUGCUGAGGAAGCGGUCUUUUAGUAAUCCCUUUGAGUGUCUGGGCAGACGGGCGGAGAGGUCCAUGUCUGCCCCCGGAGGUCUUCUUACUGGCUCUUGGGGCUUAUUGGGGUCUUCGGCUCAUCUUCAUCCUUCCUUGAGGAAUGUCAGCAAAGAGGGGAGCAGGGAGGAGUUGGAGGACUUGUAUGAAGAUGAUGCAUUUACAGAGAUAACAGAUUAA